Culex quinquefasciatus (southern house mosquito) is the source of this 922-nucleotide messenger RNA. Its product is annotated as SUMO-activating enzyme subunit 1-like. Bases 1 to 609 code for a protein of 202 amino acids. Lineage: Eukaryota; Metazoa; Arthropoda; Insecta; Diptera; Culicidae. Gene Ontology annotation, molecular function: ubiquitin-like modifier activating enzyme activity. The record is from RefSeq and is a predicted model, not a curated record. The transcript is spliced from 3 exons.
AUGUCGUUCUUCUCGAUGCAGUGCUUCCGCAGAACAUUGGUUUGGGCCAACGGAAUCGAGCUGACCGAGCAGGAAGCGGAGCUGUACGACCGGCGGAUUCGCCUCUGGGAACUCGACUCGCAGAAACGACCUCGCGCCGCCCGCGUAGUGCUCGCCAGUUUAAACGAUCAACGGAACAGAUCGCCGAAACAUCAUCCUGUCGACGUCAAGGAGGCGGAUUUUUGCUCGCAAUUUUUGGCCCCGCAAACCGCACUGGGAACGAACCGUGGUGAGGCAUCGCUCGGUCGCGCCCAGCAUCUAAACCCGAUGGUGGAGCUGAAGGCGGACACGGAAAAGCUGGAAGAGCAUCCGGACAUCUUGCGGCGCAUCAAGAAGGACAUCGAAAAGAGUCUUCCGGCCAAGGUGGAGCAGAUCCUGCGCGUCGAAAUGACCUCCUCACCAAGACGCGCUGCGCAAGGGCAACACAUUCCCCAACAUUGUGAUCGAGCUGAAAACCAUGCGCUGUUGACCCGGCCCACGGAGUUUGAAACGCAAACCUACCAAGACGAAGUGGUCGUUCAGCUGCUGAAAGGUUCCGCGUUUGGAUGCAUUAAAGGUAGAAUCAGCUGAACGAGCUGCAGGCCCAGGCGUGAGCGCAUCGAAUCGGUCAGAAGAACCAGGACGACAUUCACCGGCUCGUGACGGCCAAAUCCGUCGAGGAGGAAUUUGUGGAGCGAGCGAAAAAGAAGAUGGUGCUCGACCACUUGGUCAUCCAGCGGAUGAACACGACGGGGCGGACCUUGCUGGACAAGAACGGCGAUAUAUAGUUUGGCGCGGAAGAGUUGUUUAAGGAGGACGAAGACGGGGACGACGAGUUGGUUUGUGAUAUCGAUGAGAUUUGGAAGCGGGCCGAGACGAGGAACGAAGCGUCGGAAAUCCUGUU